Molecule: messenger RNA, 2462 nt
Organism: Megalops cyprinoides (Indo-Pacific tarpon)
Lineage: Eukaryota; Metazoa; Chordata; Actinopteri; Elopiformes; Megalopidae
Gene: amdhd2
Product: amidohydrolase domain containing 2
Exons: 11
Coding region: 840-2054 (404 amino acids)
Biological process (GO): N-acetylglucosamine catabolic process
Molecular function (GO): N-acetylglucosamine-6-phosphate deacetylase activity
Source: RefSeq, a predicted model, not a curated record
GCCACGAGGGUUAAAGUCAACUAUAUUGCAAGCAUGGGUUGAUUUGGUAUCAGUGUUAUCUGAUGCAUUUAUGUCACUGAAUUGGUUUGCUUUUGAUUACUUGUUAGCCCCAUGCUAGGUAACCAAGAGGCGGACAGUGUCCACACCCUGCUAUUUCCUGGACAAUCUUCCCUCAGGUUGUAAAGUGCUGAUCACAGGCUGGGAGAAGGGAAGUCAUUUUAAUGGCAUUUUACUGUAAUACCAUGCAGUGUGUGUAUUCAGUAUGGUGGCAAGUCUCCCUUGUUCCACAACAUAGGAAGUGUGUGGCAAGUCAACUUUGAAUUUUAGAAACCUAUGCAGUAUAACUCACAUUUUGCAGCUUUCAUCCACUCGAGCAGCUAGAUAUUUACUAACGUAAUUCAAGCUAAGGACCUUACUAAAGGCUACAGCAGAAGCACUGCGCUGGGAAUUGAAGCUUUGCUUUGAACUGAAAACUAAAUCAGGGUAACAAGUCCAGGUCCUUAUCAAGUACGUCAUACUGCAAUCAAUGAACACAUGCUUUAAAGUGUAGACCAAGCAUUUCAACAAGGAUUGCUCUUUCUGUCUACUAAUUAAAGCUCCAAAUCACUACUACCUGGAAGUGAAGGUUUUUUUUUUUUUUUUCUCCCCAAAUUUUUUGCUGAGUGUUAUACUUCUCUAAAUUUUCAGAUGUAAUGACGCUGAACUUCAAAGACAGUGCUGUGUCUGUAAACCAUACAUUGGGAUUCAAAUGAUGUUGAUAUCCACAGGAUAAAUGAGCCUUAUUUUUUUUAUCAGUGUAUCUUAUGUGUUGGACAGGGUGAGCCACACUCUUCGGAAAUAUGCCUUCCAACAAGUCGGUGUCAGAGGCACCGAUAACACAGUUCAUCAACUGCAGGAUACUGAAAGACCAUAAGCUGCAGAGGGAGGACCUGUGGGUGCGUGAGGGCAAGAUUCUGGACCCAGAGAAGCUGUUUUUCGAUGAGGAGGGGUUCGCAGACAUCAGAGUGGACUGUAACGGCAGGAUCAUUGCCCCGGGUUUCAUCGACGUUCAGAUAAAUGGAGGAUAUGGGAUUGACUUCUCUCAGGCAACCGAUGAUGUCAGUGGGGGAGUGGCCCUGGUGGCAAAGAAGAUCUUGGAACACGGGGUCACCUCCUUCUGCCCCACACUCGUCACUUCCCCUCCUCACAUCUACCACAAGGUCCUCCCAGAGAUCAAAGUUCAUGAUGGAGGGAAGGAGGGUGCAGGGGUUCUGGGAGUUCACUUAGAGGGCCCCUUCAUCAGCCUGGAGAAGAAGGGGGCACACCCUGAGCAGUACCUACGCAGCUUCCAGACAGGGGGCGCUCAGGACCUGCUGGAGACCUACGGGCGGCUGGACAACGUGAGCAUCUUGACGCUGGCGCCGGAGCUGCCCAACAGUCAGUCGGUCAUCCGAGAGCUGACGCAGAGGGGCAUCACUGUCUCACUAGGGCACUCCGUGGCCAGCUUGUCUCAAGCGGAGGAGGCGGUGCAGCAGGGCGCCACCUUCAUCACACACCUCUUCAACGCCAUGCUGCCCUUUCACCACAGGGACCCUGGCAUUGUUGGUCUCCUGACUAGUGACCAGGUGCCACCAAAUCGCACCGUGUACUAUGGGAUGAUUGCCGACGGCAUCCACACCAACCCCGCUGCCCUGCGGAUUGCUCACCGCGCCCACCCUGCAGGCCUAGUGCUGGUGACGGAUGCCAUCACAGCCAUGGGCCUGCCACCUGGACGUCACACAUUAGGCCAGCAGGUCAUCGAGAUAGAGGGUCUCCAUGCGUAUGUGGCAGGCACCAAGACGCUGAGUGGCAGCAUUGCCACCAUGGACAUGUGUGUCAGGCACUUUCGGCAGGCCUCUGGCUGUACUGUGGAAGCUGCUUUGGAGGCUGCCUCCCUGCACCCUGCCCAGCUCCUUGGCAUCAGCAACCACAAGGGCACUCUGGACUACGGCACCGACGCAGACUUUGUCCUGCUGGACGAUGCACUGAAUGUCAAAUCUACCUACAUUGCUGGCCAGCAGGUGUGGAAGAAGUGACGUCCAGCUUUACCUCAAUCAUCCACAACGUCCAAGAGCAUGUCACUGGAACUCCAAGGCGAGGAGUAGACAUGAUUGCAUGUGUGGCCACCACAUAACGCACAACUGAUUGUGUGCCUUGUGAGAACGGCUCGGUCAUUUAUGCAGGGGAUUCAUUGAGCCAUCAUACUUUUCAGGCAUACUUUGUUGACAUGAAUUUAAAGUUCUGGUGUAUGUGACUGUACCCAGAUGUUUCACAUUUUGUUAAUGAGUGGGAAUCAUAAGAAUAAGAACAGAGCAACAUUCCUACAUGAUUGUGAAAUAAGGAUGCAAUGAGGGAAAUGUUAUGAAUUUUUUUGAAAAUCCAUUGAAAAUGUUCCAAGAACGUAUUGGCAUGAGACAAGAAACUGCACUCUGGGAAAGAAUGCA